AUGCCGCGAGCAAAAUCAAGUCGUCUGGUGCCCGGUCCUCCCGCCCAGCAGCAAGAAGGACGUGUAACGCGGUCGCGCCAGCGCGCCCCAAGAACACAGCCAUCACCACCACUUCCCCAAUUGCAACGCGUCAAGCAGUCCAAUGAUGGAGAAGAACCUGCGGAAUCUACCAAUGGACGUACAGGGAAAGAGGCUUCCGAGCCAGUGUCUUCUUAUGACCCGCCAGCUCGACGUGCUGCUCCCAUGGUCGGGGAUCGUGCGCAAAGCAUAAACCUGGAUAACAUCCAGCCCAGCAUUGCGGCCAACAGUGAUUAUGACGCCUACUCUCAGUCGAAUGUAGAUGAUGAGGAAGAUGAGCCUUCAAACGUGCGGCAUGCGUCGUCAGCAGGCGAUGAGAGCGAAGAGGGUAUCGUCGAUCCAAUUCAGCUCGACAACGAGGCUAUCGAGUUACAGACUCUUGUCUUGCGAGACAUCAAUCAGGCCUCGCAGGCUCUGAUCGACCAGAUUUUUAGAGACCAGAAACCCAGAUAUGAGGUGUGGAAACGACUGAUCGCCGUCCACCGCAAGCCGUUCACCGAGUUCCGCCGCAUGUACGUCGAUGAGAGCGUGCCAUUGAUCGAUAUACAGGACUCAGCCGAUCGUCUAGGCAAGGACGUUCAGAAGCAGGCGCAAGCCAUAUUCGCAUCCGUGAAUCUGGCGAGUUUGCUUGACGAGAUCUGCGGCCUCUCCCUCGACCCAACAGCAGUUCUCCAGCGCCUGGACCAGGACUUUCCUGCCCCUUUCAUGCCCUUUUUCCACGAGAUGAUCGACGAAGGUGUGGAAUGGAAUGUCGACGGUAAAAUCGUCAGACUGGCGCUCAGCAUUCGCACCCAACGCCUGAUUUGCGCCAUUGAAAACAGGCAAGAUUUCGAUAUUGAGCGCGCUGUUGCAGCUAUAUUCUCUAAAGAUGAUGAUGCUCAGGAGCCGGACGAACUCCUUACCCCGGAGAACAUGGCAGGCAUAUGUUGUCUCAAACAACCUCUAGAAAAUGCCAUCGCUACUGCUUGUUACGAUAGGGUCAAAGACAUCCUCGAGACGGCACGUCAAGCGAGAAGCACUGCGGACAUCAUACCACAUCUCAAAGAAAGGUUUCCCCCACAGGGCUGGGUUUCAGACCAGAUCGACUGGGCAUACGAGCAGUUUCAGGAAGUGCAGCGAACCAUCCAGGACGACCUGCACGCCGCAGCGAGCAACCGCGAAGCGUCGAGAUCUGUCGCUGGCUCACAGGGCUCACAAGCCUUUUCUCAGGCCUCGCAACAAGUUAUACGCCCUCGGACAUCCGGACAACAGCUCCCCAUCACCAACAGCGCCGUUGCCCGAUUGAUGCAGCUUGGGGAAGCUGCUGGUGUGUCACAAGAUGCCUAUGGGCCUGCAUCCUUUGGCAACGCUUAUGACGGCCCGCGAUCUCCGCAGUAUGGCCGGAACAGUCCCCUCAAUGUACCUGGCUCACCGGCCUCGACAACAAGCGACAUGUAUGAAGACGCCAUCCUCAGACAGCUUCCCUCUUCAAGCCGGCAGACAUCCUCUCAGGCGCGCGUUGUGGGCUCGCAGACCCAACUACCUGCCGCCUCCAGCUUCCGGUCAGCCAACAGCAACAACGACGGUAACAGGAAGCGAGCACGGGCCCAGGAUGAAGAUGUCUUUGAGACUGAUGAUGUGGACGACGACUUUGAGCAAGACGAACGAGAGCCCGAUGAGCGCCGACGCGCCGAAGACCGACGUGCCAUGCCCCCGCCACCGUCGAAACGCUCGCGUCAUGACACGCUGCCCUCGUCAGCCACUCUCGUCGGCUCCUCCGCUCCCCUGCCGAGGCGUCACGCCGUCCCAGAUCACAGCCGAGCCUUCGAUCAGCGGGAUCCCGAAAAUCCGAAUGACGAAGAUGGACGCAGCCACACUGCUUCCUCCUUUUCGAGCUCCGCCAUCCACGCCGACUACCGCGACAUCCAGAAGCGCAACCGCAACAGCACCCCCACGACCCCACGCGUCCAGCACCGCGUCCCUUGGUCCAACCGUGACGUCAGCAAGCUCAUCGACCUCAUCGCCACGCUGGGAUGCAACUGGAGCCUGAUCGAACAAGGGGCGAAUCCGCGCACCGGGCAAAGCACCAAAGACGAGGAGCCCACGACGUAUGACCCGGAAAGGCACUUCGAAGACCGCCGAGGCCAGCAGGCGAUUCGGGACAAGGCGCGCAACCUCAAAGUGGACUUCCUCAAAGCGGACAUCGUCUUACCACCCGGCUUCGACAGGGUCCUCCUCGGCACGAAGGAGGUGAAGGCGCUCACGGGCCGUGGCAAGAACCCACACCGGCGCGAGCGCGAUAUCGACGCGGACGGAAACCCCACCAACACGGAGUACUACGAGGACUAA
Messenger RNA from Verticillium nonalfalfae, 2406 nucleotides. RefSeq lists its product as uncharacterized. The record is from RefSeq and is a predicted model, not a curated record. The transcript has 5 exons. Lineage: Eukaryota; Fungi; Ascomycota; Sordariomycetes; Glomerellales; Plectosphaerellaceae. The coding region runs from base 1 to 2406 and encodes 801 amino acids.